CAGUUCGCGUGUGCGCGCUCUCCUCCGUAUACGCGCGUAAACGUAACGCGAUCGUACAUCGUCAGUGUGCGAUAAUUAAUAGUAAAAAUAAUGAUGAUAAUAAUACAAUAUUAAUCGUACGCGACGAAAUUUUUAACGUUUUACAAAAGUGCGUUACGCCGGGCUGGUUUAAAAAUAGCUCCGGAUCGCCGUGCCUUACGCCCAUACCGUCAUUACGACGCGUAUAAAAUAGAUUAUUAAUAUUCAUAAGAUAUUGAUGGACCUGCUACAGCUGCAGUCGUAAAUCGUAUUAAUAUUGUGCAUGCGUCGUGAUCCCCGUCAAUAUAAUAUUAUACGCAUUAUCGCGCAGAUAAUAUUUUGAUUCGCCGCGUCUUGUCUCGUUCGAUCGAUGCCCGUCGUCGGUCGGUAACUGCGUCGCCGUGGCGCGCGAAUUCCGUUGGCCCUCGACGGGCGCUGGAAGCACGUUUAAGUGAUAAUAACGCCACGCAAACAGCCGACCGCGGCUACCAGCAUACGGGACGGCCCCGGGGGCAUGCCGCCGGUUUCGUAGGGCUCCACCGGCCCAUUAUGCGCACAGUCCGGACGGGUAUCAUCAUCAAGGCGUUGUUUUGGAACAUUUUGUUGGCCGUCAACUUUAGAUUCGCUCGGUGAUAAAAACAAAUGAAUAAAUGCGAACGUCACGUGAACGGUGACUAUAAUAAUUAUACUGUACAUCAUCACGACGAAAGUAAGUACCUACUGCAUCCGCCAUAUCUCGACGAAUCUCGCUGUAUAGAUUAUUGCACGCGCGGACAACGAUCGAAAUAACCGUCCGUGUGGUGUUUGCCGAUGCGAGAAACAAAUGGCAAUACUAUAAUACUUAUUAGGGUAUUGGCAAGCGCGUUUGGUGCCCAAGUGAUUUGCAACAAGAUAGUCGGACUGACGGCAGGUCAACGGAGGAUUUGCGCCGCUGCACCUGACGCGAUGGCUGCCGUCGGUCACGGCAUACGGAUGGCCAAACAAGAAUGCCAACAACAGUUUAGUACACAUCGGUGGAACUGUACGGGACCGUCAAAAGGCAACCCGUUUGGACACUUACAAAUCACCGCAAGCCGAGAAGCGGCGUACAUGUACGCUGUGAUCAGUGCCGGUGUGACGUACGCGCUGAUGGACGCGUGCAGCCGGGGCAACAUAUCCAUAUGCGGGUGCGACGCGCACUACCCGAGUGCCUUGGACGACGGGCCGACAUCUUCCACGUGGAAAUGGGGUGGGUGCAGCGUGGACUUGGGCUUCGGCAUGGGAUUCGCCCGCAAGUUCCUGGACGCCCAGGAAUCGGACGCUGGCGAUUCUCGGAGUCUGAUGAACUUGCACAACAACAAGGCCGGCAGAAAGAUUGUCAAGAUGUUGUUGAACACAGACUGCAAGUGUCAUGGGGUGUCCGGGAGUUGUACGAUGAAGACAUGCUGGCACAGUUUGCCACACUUCCGGGAAGUCGGCAAAGCUCUUAUGCGAAAGUACCGGAAGGCACGUAGCGUCCAGGCUGCCGGGACUACAACCGCUGUCAGCGGUGGUAAUCCACAGAGAGCUUCCGGCAAACGGUCGUCAAGACGACUAAGGCUCAGGCUCAGGUCAGCCAGGUCAGCGGCGACUGGGUCAGCAGACGAAGAGGAGCCGAAGAUCACCGAACUCGUCUACCUGGAACAGUCACCAAACUACUGCGACCGAGACUUUGGCACCGGGUCGCUUGGCACGUACGGCCGUUCCUGUAACCGGACUUCUGAGGGCACGGACGGCUGUGACCUGAUGUGUUGCGGACGCGGGUACAACACGCACCAGUUCACCAGGACCAAACAGUGCCGGUGCACGUUCUAUUGGUGCUGUUACGUCAAGUGCGACACGUGCGUGGAACGGACCGAAGAAUACAGUUGUAAAUGACGUGCUCGCAUUAUGUAAAUUAUAUAAUAUAACGUGUAAUUGUUACGCUGUUUAUAAACUUAUCGUAUUUUUUUUAUUUUUUUUUGUAUCGUCCACAUGUUCCAAUAAUAUUUUAUACGAUAUUUUAAUUUAUAUUACAACACAAUAUUAUAAUAAUUUAUAGGUAUAUAUUAUAAUUUGAAAUUUUACAAAUAAAAUUACCGUUCCAGUUGUGUACAAUAAUAUAAUAUGCACUGUGCAGUCGUGUGACCGAGCGAGUCAUUUUUUCCCUCUAACCAUCGGAAUUGACCGCCUGACCGAUAGCUGUUGAUUUUUUAAGCAGCCAAUGUAGUGAGGUACAAAUAAAUUGGGAUAAAUUCUUUUAACGUAUAAACUAGUAAUAACUAAUAAAAAAAUUGAACUAAUUUCAUAAAAUCGUCAAUUUCCCUUA
Rhopalosiphum maidis (corn leaf aphid) is the source of this 2344-nucleotide messenger RNA. It is a transcript of the gene Wnt2, whose product is annotated as protein Wnt-2. Lineage: Eukaryota; Metazoa; Arthropoda; Insecta; Hemiptera; Aphididae. The transcript has 6 exons. Gene Ontology annotation, biological process: cell fate commitment; positive regulation of JNK cascade; canonical Wnt signaling pathway. Gene Ontology annotation, cellular component: extracellular region. Bases 829 to 1914 code for a protein of 361 amino acids. The record is from RefSeq and is a predicted model, not a curated record. Gene Ontology annotation, molecular function: cytokine activity; frizzled binding.